AUGCUCACCGAGCGCCUCCAUGCAGCGGGGUUGGUGCGUGAUGCUGGUGCUGUUGGUGGCGGCGACGCUGGAAAGGCUCAUCUGCAAGCGGCGCCUGCCGGGGGAGAUCGCCCACCAGUUUCUAUACCCGGACUGCCGGUGGGUGGGCCAGGGGGCGCCAUUGCUGGACUGCGCCAAGCCGGCCGUCUCCGGCUCUCGAAGGCACCACCACACCCGCUCACGCCCCCGCGCCCGCCCCCAGCACUGAGCCAGCUGAGCUCGCCCGCGCCGCCCACCGCCAUGAGAUUCUCCACGCCAGCAAACUGA
Gryllus bimaculatus (two-spotted cricket) is the source of this 306-nucleotide messenger RNA. The record is from the annotation of a GenBank genome assembly. NCBI's taxonomy places the organism in Eukaryota, Metazoa, Arthropoda, Insecta, Orthoptera, Gryllidae.